Pecten maximus is the source of this 5287-nucleotide messenger RNA. Its product is annotated as phosphoglucomutase-2-like. Gene Ontology annotation, molecular function: magnesium ion binding; phosphopentomutase activity. The transcript has 18 exons. Lineage: Eukaryota; Metazoa; Mollusca; Bivalvia; Pectinida; Pectinidae. The record is from RefSeq and is a predicted model, not a curated record. The coding region runs from base 61 to 1863 and encodes 600 amino acids. Gene Ontology annotation, biological process: purine ribonucleoside salvage; carbohydrate metabolic process.
GACAGCGACUGACAGCAGCAGCUCCAGUCGGUUGCAGGUGGAGGGACUAAGAGGUCAGCUAUGGCUCAAUCACGCACUGGAAAUGCUGACGUGGAUGCAAAAGUGGAAGAAUGGAUGAAGUGGGACAAAAACGAGAAGACUCGGGACGAGAUAUUGAAGUUAGUGAAAGAUGGUGAGGUGGAAUCUUUAGAAAAGAGGCUUCUUCAUCGCAUGGCAUUUGGAACAGCAGGUUUACGAGCGAGGAUGGGAGCUGGUUAUAACAUGAUGAAUGACCUCACCAUUAUACAGACAACACAGGGUUUGUGUAAACAUUUGCUCCAGUCCUGCUCUACAGCACGUACAGAUGGUGUCGUGAUCGGCUAUGACGGACGAUACAACAGUGACCGGUUUGCCAAGUUGGCCACUGCUGUGUUUGUCAAUGAGAAGGUUCCAGUUUACCUGUUCUCCAGGAUGUGUGCUACACCAUAUGUUGCCUAUGGGGUGUUGAUGUGCAAGGCAGCGUGUGGAAUAAUGGUGACAGCCUCACAUAAUCCCAAGGAGGACAAUGGCUACAAAGUCUACUGGGGUAAUGGCUCACAGAUAAUCAGCCCUCAUGAUAAAGGUAUAGCUAGUUGUAUACUGGAAAACCUAGAACCACUUGCCACUUCCUGGCAAAUUUCGGACCUCGAGUCCAGUACCCUGGUCAAGGAUCCAUAUGCUGAUGUCUUUAGGGAGUACAAUAAAGACCUGAAAAAACUCGUUCAAUUCAACGAGGAGACGCCCACAUUGGAGUUUACGUACACUGCCAUGCAUGGUGUGGGCUAUCCUUUUGUCCAGGAGGCUUGUCGUACUCUUGGCCACCUGAAAGUCAUCCCCGUUCUGGAACAGGUAGAAGCAGAUCCAGAUUUCCCCACGGUUAAAUACCCAAACCCAGAAGAAGGCAAAGGUGCCCUGAAACUGGCGAUGGCAACAGCAGAUGCUCACAACUGUUCUCUGAUCCUCGCCAAUGAUCCUGAUGCUGACCGUCUGGCUGUUGCUGUGAAACUUCCAAGUGGAGAUUGGCACAUAUUUUCCGGUAAUGAAUUAGGGGCUCUGUUUGGUUGGUGGAGCUGGAACCACUACAGGCAAAAACACCCAGAUACUCCUGCAAAAGACGUUUACAUGCUAGCAAGUACAGUUUCCUCUAAGAUCCUUGGAAGUAUUGCAAAGAAGGAAGGCUUUUGUUUUGAGGAAACUCUGACAGGGUUCAAAUGGAUGGGUAAUCGAUCACAUGACCACUUACAGGAAGGAAAGACAGUGCUGUUUGCUUUUGAGGAAGCUAUAGGGUUCAUGUGUGGAUCCUCUGUGCUGGAUAAGGAUGGAGUGAGUGCUGCUGUUGUGAUGGGACAGAUGGUGCUGUACCUUCAGAGUCAAGGCCUUUCCCUUUAUGACCAGCUCAACAAUAUAUAUCAGAUAUAUGGAUUUCAUCUCUCAAGUAACUCUUAUUACAUAUGUCAUGAUCCUCCCACGAUAGAGAAGAUGUUUGCUGAAAUCAGAGAUUAUAAUGGUACAGGAAAGUACCCCGAGAGUUGUGGACCUUACAAGAUCAAAUAUAUCCGAGAUCUCACUGUAGGCUAUGAUAAUAGUCAGCCUGAUGGAAAACCCCUGUUACCUGUUAGUAAAUCUAGUCAGAUGAUAACCUUCACCUUUGAGAAUGGCUGUGUGGCCACUCUGCGUACCAGUGGAACAGAGCCGAAAAUCAAAUAUUACACAGAACAUUGCCCAGACCCCACAACUGGAAUGGACCGUAAAAGUGCUGAGACAGAACUGGAGGACAUUGUCCAGUGUAUUGUAAAAUACUUCUAUCAGCCCGACAAGUUUGGCUUUAUUGCACGUUCAACUUAAUAAGUUAUGUGAUGUUUUGUUGAGAAAAAAAAUUGGUCAUUCCGGAUUACAUUUUGUUACGAGAGGUUUAUUAUCCUUGAGAGGAGAAUAAUGUUGUCAAUUCACCUUUUGUUGUUCAAAAAUAUUUUUCCAUUGAAAAAAUAUCUCCCUUACCAGGAGUUGUUUGUCUUUUAUAUACAAUGUUUGUUGAAAUGUUUCUUGGAGACUGAUUAUACUUCAUUCAUUGUUAUCAGGGUUAUGGAUCUCUUGCCAACUUUUGGGAUAGAAUUUAAAAAUUACAUUAUUUUUAACUUCAGGUUAAAUAUAUACAGCAAAACCAAGACCUUUUAGUCUUUCUUACUUAAAAUAUUGAAAUAUUCUGAAGAACUAAGAACAUUUAGUCUUUCAAACUUAGGGUUUAGCUAUUUGUAUGUAUUUCUGGUCUGUUGUAGAACUAAAACUUAUUCAUCUUUUUUAUUUAGAAUAAAAUGUUUAUGAUUUUAUUUCUGUUUUAAUAUGGUUAAACAUAUCUUUAUUGAUUUAUAUUAAUGUUAUAGAGAUAAUGUCGCUAAUUGUUACCAGAAGUAUUUACAAUUUUUUCUGGAUGUUGAAAUAGUUACAGGUAUUUAUUAAUGAAUAAAUGUAUUGGUUAUUACUAUAUGAUUAAAUAGUAUUAAAUACAUUAAUAUUUCUUAAAACGGUUUUAAUAUUUCUAUGUUUAUAGGCUGUUUAAGUGCUACAUCACUGACAGUGUAUACACCGCUGUCACAAAAUACAUUUACAGUCGCACUUUCUCGUACUGAAGGUAGUGGGAUCAUGAAAAACCUGUAAUGUAUCCCAAGUAUUCAAGUUAACAUAGUAUACUUUUUUACAGAAAAUUUACUGUCGAUAGAACAUUAACUGUCAGAACUGAAAUUUUACUUCAGAGUUAAUCAGGGUCAUCAAGUUGUUUGACUAAUUAAUACAAACAAUCCAAAUGUGUGCUGAUUUGCUAGUAAUCUAAUUAGGAUUACCUAUAAGUCCGAAAGUUACAUACCAAAUAAAGAGGCUGAGCAUGAAAAAAAAAUUUAUGAUGCAAUAAAUUAUUUUUUACUUUAAAGCUCAAAGAUACCAUUAGAAGGUCAAAGUUUUUGAGGCUGAUAAUAGCAUAAAGUAUAUAACUGUGGUAUUCUAUACAAAUACACAACAGCCUAUUCUUGCUUUCUGUCCGUAAUAAUUACUCUAUCUUUAGAGGAUAUAAUUAUAUUUCUUUAAUUAUAGUUAGAAUUUCUGUAUUAAAACUUUUGUAAAAUUUAGGGACACUUCUACUAGGAAAUGAAAAUGAGAAUAUGUUCCAAGUGAUGGCCUGGUCUGAAUGAUUUAGGCAGUGUGGUGUUUGUUGUGAUGUUUCCAGAGAGAGAGGUUUAUAUAUAUACUCAGAAUAUAUUAAUUAGAAUCUCAAUAAUCUUUUUGAUACUCCUGCCGUUUGACCACCACAGAUUUUACAGAAGUUCUUAUUGAAGAGAGGUACUGUUAGUAAUCAUUGUUAUAGGCGAGAGGUAUUUUAUAUAUAAACACAAUGUCAUGUUUACUUGUAAUUGUUUUGUAACAUGGACUCGAUUUCAUCAAUAUUGUUUGAAUUUAUCUAUCUGAGAGACUUGCAGAAUUUCCUAAACUAGUUUUUUGCUUAAACUUGACGUUACUAAUUUCCUUCUGGAAUUUAUAUAAACAGGUAUGUUUGGAACAUUGAUGAACCUGGGCCAGGACUUUUUUCAUUUUUUUUUUCUUCUUUUUUUUAAGUAAUGAAAUUUAAUUUUGUGAUUGAUUGAGGUUGAGUUUUAAAUCACCUGUUUAAGGACGUUUAAGCAAAACUGAUACAAUACACUGCUGUAGUUUUUAUGGAAGUUAUGGUUGCAGGACUUUCAAUUUAUAUUUUUCGAAUUUUUAACAAACACUUUAUUUUGAAGACAGACAGUAAAUUCUGUUUAAUCCAGCCAGCCGAAUUCCGUUUUCAGAAUUGUCUUAAACAUCCACCCCUCUUGCAAGUAAACAAACUUGAUAAGGAAAUGCAUUUGACGCUGUUUGCUUGACUAUUUAAUGUCCUACCCUAUAUAACUGUGUUUUUGUACCAACAAAUGAUGCUCAAAUUUUUUGAUGCUCAAAUUUUUUCCCCUAGAAGUUUAUUUAUAAUUAAACAUACUUUCUUCCUAGUGUAUGUAAAACAAAGCCCCAGGUAUAGCGAAAUUCCUAAUUUUGGUAAACCAAGCUAUGAUGUGUGUAUUCUAAUUAGCAUGUUGUAUGACUGUUCCAUGGUUUGUUUUCAACACAUCAGUGAUAUAUAUUAUGGCAGCUGGAAUGUUAAUUAUUUUAAGUUUCACGCUUUACUUUCAGACCUUUUUUUGUUUAAAUGUCUGGAAUAUUUUUUCAUUGAAACUUUUGUAUGUUCUUCGGUGAUGUGAGAAAGCCCUGGUGGUGUGUAUGGUGGAGCACACAUACGGUAAAUAUGAUAAAAAAAAUCUGUUCCUCAAUUGAGGGUGAGAAAGAGAAUUUUACUUUUGAAAGAAAAAUCACUAUUGACAACACAAAGACAUGACAACAAACUCAAAACCCUCGGCCUAUGUAUACAUAUAUGUCAUAAAUUGAUCGUGGUUUGGGAAUUUGUACAAAGUCUUUGUGAUUGAAAACUAAGAAUUUUAACACCAAGAGUUGAGAUCCCCAUCUCUUUUUGAAGGAGAUGAAAUAUUGUGGAUUAUACCCGUAAUAACAUUACUUUCAUUGAAUAUAGAACUGCAAACGUGUAUGUACCUUGGCUAUAAUAAUAUUUUGGCGAUUUUCAACACCUAAAUUACGAUUGUAUUGCGUGCAGAUUUUGUUUUUACACGUUGGAAUACGAUCGCGUCCCCCUAUUGUCUUGACAGGGUUUUUACAAGGAAGUAUAACUAUGACACAGAAGAUAUAUCCCAAGGUUUUAUUUAUCAAUCGCCAAUUCAUCAUUGCGCUUAACCGUUUGAAUUCUGUUACUGCAAACGUACAUAUUUUAGUGGUAAUAUUAUUUUGGCAAUUUUCGCGCGGGAAGGAUUCCGCUCAAUUAUGACUUGUUUGCUGUGGCAAGCAUGGACGUCGUGCUUAUUUAUUACUCCGCAAUUCUGUUUUAGUUCAUUCAAAAUUUGAGUACGCAAAAACUAGGUAUACGCCAAUUUCGAGCGCGCAAAAUAAGUACACCAAAUAAUAUUUCAACACACUACAGCGCCAACGUCUAUAUUUUCGUAGAGAUGCUACGCAUAUGCGAUCUGUAUACAACAAUUAGUUUCAAUCAAAAUCCAAUUUUAAAUUUCCUAAUUUUCUAAGUUUGCAUUCACGUACAAAGAUUGCGACGUGAUUAUGUGCAGACUGGUCACAUCACUUCUCUCUGUAAGCAUGUAUAAUGUGUGGGUAUACAAUAAAUAAAAAAAGAAUGAUAAAACUC